Molecule: messenger RNA, 4161 nt
Organism: Onthophagus taurus
Lineage: Eukaryota; Metazoa; Arthropoda; Insecta; Coleoptera; Scarabaeidae
Source: RefSeq, a predicted model, not a curated record
AUGGCAUGGACGGUGGCGUUAAACGGGAAAGGAAACCAAAUCCUAGAGAAAAUGCAAAUUUUUUGUCAGCUUUAACAUUUUGGUAUACAUUACCGACAUUUUUUAAUGGAUUCCAAAGAGAUUUGGAAGAAAACGAUUUAUAUAAAACAUUCUCCAAGCAUAAGUCAUCCGUUUUGGGCGAUCGUUUGGAAAUUGCUUGGCAAUCGGAAGAAAUCAAAGCGAAAAAAGCUGGUAGAAUGCCUUUAUUGAGGAAAGCAUUAUGGAAAGUUUUCGGUUUAGAAUUUAUGUUAUACGGAUUGGUUUUAGCGAUUGGAGAACUUGGUAUCAGACUUAUUCAACCGAUAGCUCUAGGCCAAUUGAUCCUUUACUACGUCCCAAAUCAAACGGAAAUCACACGAGACGAAGCCUAUUUAUACGCUGGAGCUGUGAUACUAUGUUCCUUUUUCUACGUCCUCUUAAUUCACCCGUAUAUGAUGGCAAUAUGCCAUGUGGGUAUGAAAAUGCGCGUCGCUUGUUGUUCAUUAAUCUAUCGAAAAUCAUUAAGAUUAAGCAAAACAGCUUUGGGACAAACGACUGCCGGUCAAAUGGUUAAUUUACUAUCAAAUGAUGUCAAUCGAUUCGACGUCGCAGUUUUAUUUAUCCAUCAAUUAUGGGUUGGACCUUUGGAAACAUUGGUCAUUACUUAUUUAAUGUAUUUAAAAAUUGGAAUAUCUGCUGUUAUUGGUGUGGCCACGUUACUUAUGUUUAUACCAUUACAAAUUUUUUUGGGUAAACGUACUUCAAUAUUACGAUUAAAAACUGCCUUAAGAACCGAUGAACGUGUUAGAUUAAUGAACGAAAUUAUUUCCGGAAUACAAGUUAUUAAAAUGUAUACUUGGGAGAAACCUUUUGAAAAACUUGUGGCUUUAGCAAGAAAACGUGAAAUUCAAUCGAUUCAAGGUGCAUCUUACGUUCGAGGCGUUUUAUUAUCAUUUAUAAUGUUUUCCACAAGAAUUUCAAUAUUUUUAAGCGUUUUCGCUUAUAUACUAUUUGGAAAUCGAAUAACAGCCGAACAAGUGUUUGUUAUCACCUCAUUUUACAGUAUUCUCCGACAAUCAAUGACAGUGUUUUUUCCGCAAGGUAUUGGUCAAGUUGCUGAAGCAUCAAUUUCAAUCGGAAGAUUAAAUAAGUUUUUACUCUAUGAGGAAAACCAAGAAAUUAAUGUUCAUGAAGAAAAAGUACCUGUAUCUUCUACUAAUGAAAGUUUGGAAGGUUCUGGAGAUUUUUCAUCCAAAGAUGAUUUUCAAACUGAAUCAAAUAAAGGUAUUUCCAUAAAAAAUGUAUAUGCAAAAUGGUCUGGUUCAUCAAUAGAAGAUACAUUAUCGAAUGUAAAUUUAGUAGUUAAACCUGGAAAAUUAGUGGCUAUUAUUGGCCCAGUUGGAAGUGGAAAAUCAAGUCUGUUACACGCUAUUUUGAAGGAAUUACCCAUCCGUUCGGGCUCAAUAAAUAUAAAUGGCGAAAUAAGUUAUGCUUCACAAGAACCCUGGUUAUUUGCAAGUACGGUACGACAAAAUAUUCUUUUUGGUUUACCAAUGGAUCGAGCAAGAUAUAAAAUGGUAAUAAGAAGGUGUGCUUUGGAAAGAGAUUUUCAACUCUUUCCUCACGGCGAUAGGACAAUUGUUGGUGAAAGAGGUGUUUCUUUAAGCGGUGGGCAAAGAGCUAGAAUUAAUUUAGCUAGGGCUGUUUAUAAACAAGCCGAUAUUUAUUUAUUUGAUGAUCCAUUAUCGGCGGUAGACACUCACGUUGGAAAGCAAUUAUUUCAAGAUUGCAUCGAUGGUUAUUUACAGAACAAAACAAGAAUAUUGAUAACACAUCAAUUGCAAUAUUUAAAAGAGGUCAAUCAUAUAAUUAUACUCGAAAAUGGAAUUAUUAAAGCACAAGGAAGUUAUAAGGAAUUACAACAAUCCGGAUUGGACUUCGCUAAAUUAUUACAAGAUCAACCUGAAGAACAAAAAGAAACUCCAAAAUUAGAUAGACAAAGUUCAAGUUUAAGUAUUUCUAGUGAAACCGGAGCUGCGGAAGUCCAAGAAGUUGGUGUUGAAGAAACAAAAUCAACAGGGUCCGUUUCGGGAUAUGUUUAUAGAUCUUAUUUUGGAGCCGGAGGAAAUUGUUGUUUUAUAUUUAUAUUAUUUGUUUUAUUUUUUCUAGCUCAAUUUGUUGCUAGCGCUGGCGAUUAUUUUAUAACAUUUUGGGUUAAUUUAGAGCAAAAACGAUACGAUAAUUCCCUUCAAACUAAAACACCACACGAAUUAAAUUUAACCACAAACGCGUUUGAGUACGAUUUAAAUAACAUAACUUCGAUUCUUGAUACAUUACUUUCAAACUCUUCUUUUACAUUCGAUUCUUCAUCUCUUCGUAAUAACACAAUUUACGACUUUUUUGAUUAUUUAGAUCGAGAUACAUGCAUUUAUAUUUAUUCGGGAAUUACGGUUGCAACUAUUAUCAUUUCUUUAAUAAGAUCGUUUACGUUUUUCACGAUUUGUAUGCGAGCUUCGCGUAGACUCCAUGACAGAAUGUUCGCGAGUAUAACUCGAGCGACAAUGAGAUUUUUUAAUACAAAUCCAUCGGGGAGGAUUUUAAAUCGUUUCUCUAAAGAUAUGGGCGCCAUCGAUGAAUUGUUACCUUCGGCUUUAAUCGAUUGUUUACAAAUAGGUUUAACUCUAACUGGAAUUAUUGUAGUUGUUGGAAUAGUUAAUCCUUGGUUGUUAAUUCUGACUGGGGUUAUUGGAAUUGUUUUUUAUUUCUUAAGAAUUUUUUAUUUGUCGACUGGGAGAAGUGUGAAGAGACUGGAAGGUGUAACUCGAAGUCCUGUGUUUUCUCACUUAAACGCAUCUAUACAAGGUUUAACAACAAUAAGGGCGUUCAAAGCGCAAAGUGUUUUAGAACGAGAAUUUGAUAACCACCAAGAUUUACAUAGCAGUUCUUGGUACAUUUUCUUAUCGUCAUCUCGGGCGUUUGGUUAUUGGCUCGAUUUAAUCUGUAUUAUUUACAUUACAUUGGUUACACUAAGUUUUCUUAUAUUAGGAGAGGAAAAAUUUGGUGGGAAUGUUGGUUUGGCAAUAACGCAAUCGAUAGGAUUAACAGGAAUGUUUCAAUGGGGAAUGCGUCAAUCAACGGAGCUUGAAAAUCAAAUGACGGCUGUUGAGCGUGUACUUCAAUACACCGAUUUAGAGAGAGAAUCCGCGUUGGAAACUGUUAAAGAAAAGAAACCUCCACCGAGCUGGCCGAGUGAAGGAAAACUUGAAUUUUCGCGAUUAUUUUUAUUCUAUUCCCCUGAUGAGCCGGCGGUUCUUAAAGGGUUAAAUUUUAUUAUCAAACCAAAAGAGAAAGUUGGAAUAGUCGGGCGAACCGGAGCUGGGAAAUCAUCGUUAAUAGCCGCUUUAUUUAGAUUAACAGAAAUGGAAGGAAGUAUUUAUUUGGAUGAUAUUGAUACAAAAGAUUUGGGGUUGCACGAUUUAAGAUCAAAAAUUUCUAUUAUCCCACAAGAACCAGUUUUAUUUUCUGGUACAAUGCGUAAAAACCUGGACCCAUUCGACGAAUAUAACGAUGAAGCCUUAUGGAAAGCUUUAGAAGACGUCGAACUUAAAGAAGCCGUCCAAGAUUUAUCGGCUGGUUUAAAUUCGCAAAUGUCGGAAGGGGGGAGUAAUUUUAGCGUGGGUCAACGUCAGUUAGUUUGUUUAGCUCGUGCGAUAAUUCGUAACAAUCGUGUGUUGGUCUUGGAUGAAGCAACAGCUAAUGUUGACCCGCAGACAGAUGCCUUAAUUCAAACAACCAUUAGGAAAAAAUUCGCCGAUUGUACCGUUUUAACAAUCGCCCAUCGUUUACAUACAGUUAUGGAUUCUGAUAAGGUUUUAGUUAUGGAUGCGGGAAAUAUGGUUGAAUUUGAUCAUCCUUAUAUUUUGUUGGGGAAUGAAGAUGGUGUUUUGUAUGGGAUGGUUCAAAAAACCGGGAAAGCUAUGGCUGAAGCUUUGUUUAAAAUUUCACAACAGAGUUAUCAAAAACAGUUUAGAAAACAAGAAGCAUCUGUAGAAGAUUUAUUUAACUAAAUUGUUUUUUAAAUUUUUUAACUUUGUUACUAAAAACUUUUUAAAUACAUAUACUAUAAUAAACGCUAUCCACCAA